UUCUUCAUUCUGAUCAUAAUUUUUCAACAAAAUUCAGAUCUUCAAUCAACAAAAAUGGAACCAAGAAACCAAACUUCAACACAAGAAGACGAAACCCAGAUCAUAUCCCGUCGAAUCCAACGGCUAUCCUGCCACCUCUCGCCAAUCCAACGCCCAUUAGAUCAACUGGCUAUGGCGCCAUGUGCAAGAGCAAAACUAGAGGUGAACACAGAGAAACUGAGUUUAUUCAUGAGAGGGAAGCACAGGGAUAUUCAAGACAAGGUGUUCGAGUAUUUUAACUCUCGGCCGGAGCUGCAAACGCCGGUGGAGAUUUCAAAAGACGAGCAUAGAGAGCUUUGCUGGAGGCAAUUGUUGGGGUUAGUUAGAGAGGCGGGGAUUAAGCCGUUUCGGUAUGUGGUUGAUGAUCCCGAAAAGUAUUUUGCGAUUCUUGAAGCUGUUGGGAGUGUUGACAUGUCUCUUGGGAUCAAGAUGGGGGUUCAAUAUAGUCUUUGGGGAGGUUCUGUGAUUAACUUAGGAACUAAAAAGCAUAGAAUUAAGUACUUUGAUGGCAUCGACAAUUUGGAUUACCCAGGUUGUUUUGCUAUGACAGAAUUACAUCAUGGUUCAAAUGUUCAAGGCCUCCAAACAGUGGCAACAUUUGAUCCACUUACAGAUGAAUUUGUAGUCAAUACACCUAAUGAUGGAGCCAUAAAAUGGUGGAUUGGCAAUGCCGCAGUUCAUGGGAAGUUUGCCACUGUUUUUGCCAAGCUGAUGCUGCCAACUCAUGAUUCUAAAGGCGUGAAAGACAUGGGUGUCCAUUCCUUUAUUGUUCCGAUAAGGGAUUUGAAUACUCAUCAGACACUUCCAGGAAUCGAAAUACAUGACUGUGGCCAUAAAGUUGGCCUGAAUGGGGUAGAUAAUGGAGCAUUGAGGUUCCGUUCAGUAAGAAUUCCUCGAGAUAAUCUUCUGAAUCGAUUUGGUGAUGUCUCUCGAGAUGGGAAGUAUACUAGCAGUCUUCCGACCAUAAAUAAACGGUUUGCUGCUACCCUAGGAGAACUUGUUGGUGGAAGGGUCGGACUUGCUUAUUCUUCAGUUGCUGUACUCAAGCUUGCUGGAACUAUCGCCAUCAGAUAUUCAUUGUUGCGUCAGCAGUUUGGUCCUCCCAAGCAGCCGGAAGUUAGCAUCCUCGAUUAUCAGUCUCAACAGCACAAGCUCAUGCCAAUGCUAGCUUCAACUUAUGCAUUCCAUUUUGCAACUUUGCAUUUGGUGCAAAAAUAUUCGGAGAUGAAAAAGACUCACGAUGAAGAAUUAGUUGGGGAUGUACAUGCUCUUUCUGCUGGCCUUAAAGCUUAUGUGACAUCAUACACAGCAAAGUCAUUGAGUGUCUGCAGGGAAGCAUGCGGAGGCCAUGGUUAUGCUGCUGUUAACCGGUUUGGCUCCUUAAGAAAUGAUCAUGACAUUUUUCAGACAUUUGAAGGGGACAACACCGUGCUUCUGCAACAGGUAGCAGGUGAUCUGUUGAAGCAAUACAAGGAGAAGUUCCAAGGUGGGACACUGACAGUUACAUGGAACUAUUUGAAGGAGUCCAUGAACACAUAUCUGUCUCAGCCAAAUCCUGUUACCGCACGAUGGGAAGGUCAAGAACACUUGAGAGAUCCUAAAUUUCAGUUGGAUGCCUUCAGAUAUCGAACGUCUCGGUUGCUUCAAAGUGUUGCAGUCCGACUGCGCAAGCAUUCUAAAACUCUUGGAAGCUUUGGUGCUUGGAAUCGGUGCUUGAAUCACCUCCUCACGCUUGCAGAAUCUCAUAUUGAAUCUGUUAUCCUUGCAAAGUUUAUUGAAGCAGUGAACAAUUGUCCUGAUGCUAGUUCUCGAGCUGCCUUGAAACUUGCUUGUGAUCUUUAUGCCUUGGAUCGAAUCUGGAAUGACAUAGGAACAUACCGGAAUGUUGAUUAUGUUGCUCCAAACAAAGCUAAGGCAAUCCACAAGCUCACAGAAUAUCUUUGUUUCCAAGUGAGAAAUAUAGCUAGGGAACUUGUUGAUGCAUUUGAUCUUCCCGAUCAUGUCACGCGAGCUCCAAUCGCCAUGCAGUCUGAAGCAUAUUCUCAAUACACUCAAUAUGUAGGAUUUUAAUCAGUAGAAAAAAAGCAACAAGAAAUGGAAAAGAAAAGUUCAAGAUUGCACAACUGGGGAAGAGUUGGAUGUCAUGAAUUUUCUUGUUCCUUCUUCUGUAUUUUUAUUUGGAAUAGAAAAAUAAUGUCAUCAAAUUCAAAGAAUAACAUUUUUGAUUAAUCCAUUAGUUUUUUUUUU
This is a messenger RNA of Mercurialis annua (annual mercury), 2286 nucleotides long. Its product is annotated as acyl-coenzyme A oxidase 2, peroxisomal. Gene Ontology annotation, biological process: fatty acid beta-oxidation using acyl-CoA oxidase; lipid homeostasis. Gene Ontology annotation, cellular component: peroxisome. NCBI's taxonomy places the organism in Eukaryota, Viridiplantae, Streptophyta, Magnoliopsida, Malpighiales, Euphorbiaceae. Gene Ontology annotation, molecular function: acyl-CoA oxidase activity; FAD binding; fatty acid binding. Bases 55 to 2109 code for a protein of 684 amino acids. The record is from RefSeq and is a predicted model, not a curated record. The transcript has 7 exons.